Molecule: messenger RNA, 2025 nt
Organism: Neomonachus schauinslandi (Hawaiian monk seal)
Lineage: Eukaryota; Metazoa; Chordata; Mammalia; Carnivora; Phocidae
Gene: UBXN2B
Product: UBX domain protein 2B
Exons: 8
Coding region: 23-1015 (330 amino acids)
Biological process (GO): proteasome-mediated ubiquitin-dependent protein catabolic process; membrane fusion; nuclear membrane reassembly
Cellular component (GO): cytosol; nucleus
Molecular function (GO): ubiquitin binding
Source: RefSeq, a predicted model, not a curated record
AGGCGCUGGCGGGCCGGUGAAGAUGGCGGAAGGUGGCGGCGCCGAACCGGGGGAGCAGGAGAGGUCCUCUGGGCCGCGGCCCCCGAGCGCGCGGGAUCUGCAGUUGGCCUUGGCAGAAUUAUAUGAAGAUGAAGUGAAAUGCAAAUCUUCCAAAUCUGAUAGACCUAAAGCUACAGUCUUUAAAAGCCCACGAACACCACCUCAAAUGUUCUAUUCAAGUGAACAUGAAUACAGUGGAUUACAUAUAGUUCGACCUUCAACUGGGAAAAUUGUGAAUGAACUUUUCAAAGAGGCAAGAGAACAUGGGGCUGUCCCUCUGAAUGAAGCCACAAGAGCUUCCGGUGAUAACAAAUCUAAGUCAUUUACAGGUGGAGGAUACAGACUGGGUAAUUCCUUUUGUAAGCGGUCUGAAUACAUCUAUGGAGAAAAUCAACUGCAAGAUGUUCAGAUUUUGCUUAAACUAUGGAGCAAUGGUUUCAGUUUAGAUGAUGGAGAACUGAGACCUUAUAAUGACCCACCAAAUGCUCAAUUUCUGGAGUCUGUUAAAAGAGGAGAGAUUCCCCUGGAGCUUCAGCGGCUGGUUCAUGGUGGCCACGUGAAUUUGGAUAUGGAGGACCAUCAGGAUCAAGAAUACAUAAAACCUAGAUUGAGGUUCAAGGCUUUUAGUGGAGAAGGACAAAAGCUUGGAAGCCUUACCCCUGAAAUAGUCAGUACACCUUCAUCCCCAGAAGAGGAGAAUAAGUCAAUACUUAAUGCAGUUGUUCUUAUUGAUGAUUCCGUGCCAACGACAAAAAUUCAAAUCAGAUUAGCGGAUGGGAGUCGUUUGAUACAAAGAUUCAAUAGUACACACAGGAUCCUGGAUGUCCGGGACUUUAUUAUACAGUCCCGUCCUGAAUUUGCGACUCUUGACUUUAUUCUUGUGACUUCAUUUCCAAAUAAAGAGCUAACAGAUGAAAGCCUGACACUUCAAGAAGCAGAUAUUCUUAACACUGUGAUACUCCAGCAACUAAAAUAAUACUGCUCCUAUCCAUGCAGUAGCAUGUAGGAAAGAUAAUGUGCCAUAAUAAUAAGGAAAAUACGUAGAGCAUUAAGAAAACAAACUAUUUUUAUUAUUUAUACAGAUAAAUUUCGGUUUUAUUCUUAUUCCGUCUUCCAGCCUUAGUAUAGAUGAAUGUGGACCAGGAAUAGAUUUUGAGAUAAAUAUAUUUGAGUUUUUAGUUGCAGGGCUGGUUUAUGUUGAUAGCUUGUAAAUAUUCAGGCAAACCAAUUUGUUACAUGCUCUGGGUUAAUGUAACAACACUUGUUUGCAGAGGAAAUGAACAGAACCCCAUUUUGAUAAAUGCAUUUGGUAAAAUUUGCACUAAAGUUUCUUGAUGGUGCAUUGAUCAACAGCUAUCAGGAAAUCCUCUGAUCAAACUGGAAUUUUUUCUGUGAUAUAUACUGAAAAGUAUCUGUAUUCUAAUUUUGAAAUACGUUGAUCAUAUAAUUAUUCCUCCUAUUAAGAUUGUAUGUGUCCUUUUUACUUACUGAUUUAGCUACAUUACUAGUGUCAAAAAAUACGGUUUGGCCUUGUAUUUUACAGAACUAUGACCAUCAUAAACCAGAAACAAGGACAGAAAAGUCAGCAGUUCUUGAGAAGAUCCGUUAAACAGCACUUUAAAAUAGAGUAAUUGCAAUCCCUUCCAGAGCCUGCCUUGAUCACAUUCAUUUAUUUAUUCAACACAUUUUUCUAAGGGACCCACUAUAUAUACUGAACACUGUUCUAAGUGUUCAACCCAGAAUGUAUUCUACUCCAGGGCAAAAUGAGUGUACAAAUUCAAAAAUGUAAAUUCUGUCAGCCAGACUGGAUCUAAAGAAUAACCAGCAAAAAUAUUUGCAUUUCUGCCAAAGCCAGGUAUUUCCUGAAUGAGGUAGGCUAUAUCAGGAAUGAUAGAAAGGCUUUUUCUUCCUCUGAGAUAACAUUUCAUCUUUGGUCACAUGCCUGGUAGUUUUUCUGUAGCUGCUGUAACAAAUUACUACAAACUU